Molecule: messenger RNA, 1185 nt
Organism: Fusarium keratoplasticum
Lineage: Eukaryota; Fungi; Ascomycota; Sordariomycetes; Hypocreales; Nectriaceae
Exons: 5
Coding region: 1-1185 (394 amino acids)
Source: RefSeq, a predicted model, not a curated record
AUGGCGGGCAUUGACGCCGAGGAGAGAGGCACUCGGCUUCUCGCAGCCUGCUGGGCUCUGGCGGCUGCGAGCGCCAUACUGCUCUUUCUGAGGAUAUACUGCAAGCUCUGGCGAGGCAGAGGUCUCUGGUGGGACGACCACUUCUUGAUCAUCUCUUGGGUGUCACUGGCGAUCGCCGUGUCGAUCAAUACCUAUCUCGUGUCGCUUGGCUUUGGCCGUCACAUGUGGACCAUCAGCGAUGAGAACAAGAAGACCAUCAACCUGUUCACCAUUCUCGUCGCGACGUUUGGUAUCCUCGCGACGACGACGAGCAAGACGUCGUUUGCCGUGACGCUGUAUCGCAUCGCCACAAACCAAUGGAUGAAGUACUUUCUCAUCUUUAUCAUCGUCACCAUCAACAUCUCCAUGAACCUCGUUUGGAUCUUUGGCUUUGCCAAGUGCACUCCUGUGGAAAGAGUGUGGGACAAAACGGUGCCAGGAACGUGCUGGGACGGACAGAAGCUGCUCAAAUACCAGCUGUUUGCAGCUUAUUACUCCGCCAUUCUCGACUUUGUUCUGGCUUUCCUUCCUUGGCCUAUUCUCAUGGGCAUGUCGAUGCGACGCCGCGAGAGACUCGGUGUCGCCGUGGCAAUGAGCCUAGGAGCCAUUGCUGGAAUCUGCGGUAUUGUCAAGGCUGUGUUGGUGGUCAGCAUGUCGAGUACCGAUAUUACCUAUGACCGUGUUGACCUCACAAUCUGGACUCUCACGGAACCUGCGGCUUCCAUCAUGGCCGUGUGCAUUCCCGUUCUGAGGAUGCUAUACCGCGAGCUCAAGUCGAGUCAAAAGAGCUACCUCCGCAACAGAUCCCACACAAACCCCCUCGACGGAACCAACGCGACCAACGUAGCGAGCAGCAACACGAAAUCCAAACGAUACGGCCCCCAUUCCAAGUACGGCCGCAACUCUGUCGUCAUCAUGUCAGCCGCCGGGUGGCAAGAGUCCCAAGAAGCCCUGCAAGACCCCACGAGCACCCAGACUAGCCGAUCCAGGUCGUCUCCCAGCUCGGGAGGUGUCUUGAAGACGGAGGAGGUGAGGGUGCAUCAUGAGCGGCUGAGCACGUUUAGCGAUGAGAACUCGAUAGAGUUGAAAAACAUGGGGCACACGGCCAGUGGAACAGGACCGAAGGGGAAUGCUCCCUCUUUUUAA